This is a messenger RNA of Serpula lacrymans var. lacrymans S7.9, 249 nucleotides long. RefSeq lists its product as uncharacterized. Lineage: Eukaryota; Fungi; Basidiomycota; Agaricomycetes; Boletales; Serpulaceae. The annotation marks the transcript as partial. The record is from RefSeq and is a predicted model, not a curated record. The transcript has 2 exons.
UGUUAUAUCUAUCCAGAACGGAACGAUCAUUUCGGAAAAUCACUCAAAGCCUAUCUGCACAACCUGAUGCUGAACAGCGCGAUCCCGGUGCGGCUGCCCUUCUCCCUGGCUUCUCUUACCUGCCAAAUGCAAAUCUCGACCGAUGAGGUUCAUGCGCGAGUGGCAAGUCAUCAUAGAACUUUUACAUCCGUAACCUUCAUCGUCAAGAUCACCGUCUGCUUUAUCUCAUCGUGUCUCGGUGUCGGGUGA